Lucilia sericata (common green bottle fly) is the source of this 1371-nucleotide messenger RNA. Its product is annotated as complexin-like. Gene Ontology annotation, biological process: neurotransmitter transport. The record is from RefSeq and is a predicted model, not a curated record. NCBI's taxonomy places the organism in Eukaryota, Metazoa, Arthropoda, Insecta, Diptera, Calliphoridae. The coding region runs from base 24 to 383 and encodes 119 amino acids. The transcript has 3 exons. Gene Ontology annotation, molecular function: syntaxin binding.
UUAAACAGGCGCCGUAGGUGGUGAUGGCGGUGAUGAUGCCGAUGAUAAGGAAAAGGCAGAGGAGGAGGAGAGAGAGCGUCAGGAGGCCAUCCGUGAGGCCGAAGAACGACGCAAGGAGAAGCAUCGUCGUAUGGAAGAGGAGCGUGAAAAAGAUGCGACAAGAUAUACGUGAUAAGUAUAACAUCAAGAAAAAAGAAGAGGUAGUAGAAAUGCAGCCGCAAGAGGAACCAAAUCCUUUGAUGAGAAAAAAGAAAACACCUGAAGAAUUGGCUGCCGAAGCUGAACAGGAAGAGCUGGAUGAUUUUACAAAACUGAAAAAUCAAAUAGAAACGCAAGUAAAUGAGCUAAAAACCCAAAUAGAGGGAAAAUGCGUCAUGCAGUGAUAUGUCAACAUAAUAUAUAUAAUAUAAAGAAAAUAAUUAAAAUAAAACAUAUAUAUAUAUAAUUUAUAUAUUAAUAACAAAAUAAUAAUAAUAAAGAGAAGAAACAAAUUAACAUAACAAAAGAUAAUAUUUCAUAAUAAAAGUAAUAACAAAAUAAAUAAUUACAAUAAUAUCUAUAACAAAGAAUGAUUAAUAAAUUUAAAAUAAAUUAAUUAAAUGGCGGAUUAUAUAUAUAUACACAAAGAGAGAUAUACAUAUAUAUAUAUAUAUAUAUAAUAAUAUGGAAGUAAAACUGCUGAAUUGCAUGAAAACCAAAUAAGGCUACAUAUAUAUAAUAAAUAAAUAAAACACUUUACAUAAACCGACAAAAACAAAUAUAUAUACAUAUACAAUAGUCUAUACAAAACAUUAACAAAAUAUUAUAUAUAUACAAAAGAAAUCUCUAUAUAUAUAUAUAGACAUACAUGUAUAGCAUAUGUAUAUAACCAAGUAUAUACUGAGAACAAAUAAAGUAAAAUCCAUUAACAACAACAGCACUACUACUACAACAACAAUACUUAUUAUUGGGUAACCAAAAUAUAUACAUACAUAUAAAAAUUUCAACUUUUAUCUUAAAUAAUAAAUAACAACUGGAUAUUUAACCCCCCCCCAAAAACAAAACAACAACUAAAAUAAAAUAAUUAUAAUAACUGAACAAAAGUUUAAAUAGUAACAAAUCUUUAAAAGAAAAACUUAACUUAACCUCUUAUAAACAAAAGUAAACGAAACCAAAAAGCUGGCUAACCUUAUGCAUCUUACAAAAAACAACAACUACUACCACCAUCACCACCACUAUUACUACAACUAAAUACAACUUUAACUAAUUAUUAUAUACAAAAAAAAAAAAAAACAAAAACAAAGAAACAAACAACCGGAAACAAUUAUGUUACUCUACCAUAGCUAAAUUAACCAAAGAUCUCUUACCAAUUUAUUUAUUUACAUACAUAUA